Molecule: messenger RNA, 1359 nt
Organism: Fusarium musae
Lineage: Eukaryota; Fungi; Ascomycota; Sordariomycetes; Hypocreales; Nectriaceae
Exons: 2
Coding region: 1-1359 (452 amino acids)
Source: RefSeq, a predicted model, not a curated record
AUGCAGGAAGCAACUAUACAUGAGUACAUAAGGAAAACAGCAACAGGCGAUGUGACACGGCCGAAAUCAAGGCUGCAAUUCCACAACCGCGUCUCUCAUUGCCCUUACGGAAGACCUAUCUCCCCAGCACCGCCGAGAUCAGGAACCUCGAAGAUUUACCCACAAAACUCAAUUCCUAACGACGACCUAUUGUUAGAUGAACUUCUGACUGAGCUAAAAGACAAUGCGAUCUCACCGCAGGCUGCAUCACUAAAUAGCGUGAUCCUGCAGCGUGGUAAACUAUCUCGACGACCAGAUACUCCAAUCCCCAUUCCACGAAAUUUCAGAAAUAGGGCUGGAUUGUCAUUGGAUGCUCUCAGGUUCCCUUCAAACACAUCCAGCAAUGAGCUUGCCAGAGAAGACCAAAAGCAGAGCCCGCAAUUCCCAUCCCGCAGUUCAACCCCCAGCAAACGAAGACGUACAUCUGGAUUUGGCGAUGAUCUUUCCGACUUGGAUGAAGAGGGUGAUCGGAGCCCCAACGACAGCGUCAAGAAAUUCGCCUGCCCGUACUUCCGAAAGGAUCCGGAACGCCAUCUGGAAUGCAUCAACCUCAAAAUGGUUCGCAUCUCCGACGUGAAGCAGCAUUUGAAGAGAAGACAUACAGCGCCUUACGCCUGUCCGAGAUGCUCUCAGGGCUUCUUAUCUUUGAACCGGCAAGAGGAGCAUAUACUGAAACAAAACUGCUCACCAGGGUCUGGGGCGAACUGGGAUAGUGUAUCGUUGGCUUCGCAAAGAUCCCUGCAGGCUCGCUUUGCGAAGGGCCUUUCGCCAGAGGCACAGUGGUACGGCAUUUGGAAGAUUUUGUUUGGUGCACCGCGCGGUACCAUGCCGAAGCCGCAUCUUGAUGGGGUUGUUAAAGAGGUUAUCGGGAUUCUUCGCGGUAUUUGGCUGGAUGAAGGUCGACAGCUGAUCUCUGAGUUCGUGCAGGCGAGUGACCAGCCGCCCGACUACACUGACGAAUUGUAUAAACUGCUUGCACGGCUUCUCGACGAAGUUGAAGCUCGCUUCGAACAAAAGCCUUUUGAGAAGGUCUCGGGCAAAACAUCUGUUAUUUCUGAACUAAGCCCCGAGGAGUCUGGUGGGGUACAGUUGGAUACUAUUUCGCAUCACGUAACGGAAGGACUCGACAGUCAAUCCCUCUUUGCGCCCUAUGACACCACAAUCUUGCCAUUCGAGUUCUCAGCCGCACAGUCGGAGGUCUCAGAAGUUUCGUACCAAACAUCAGAGCCCGGCUUUCCGGGAGCGCCGCUUUUCCCGACUCAAUUUCCUUAUAUUGAUAAUCCUGUAUCAGAUUUCGACUUUGCGGAUUACAAUCAAUAG